AUGGCGUCUGUGUCCUUGUGUCACGUGACCCAUGAGAUGAUGAGCAUGCUAUACGACACACGUGCUGUUGCUGGUGCUGCUGGUGAUGGUGCUAGUGGUAAUGGUGGUGCCGUUGGUGCUGGUACUGCUGGUGGUACUGCAGGUGCUGCUGGUGCUGCUGAUGUUACUGGUGCUGCUCGUGCUGCUGCUGCUGGUGGUGGCGCUAGUGGUGAUGGUGGUGCUGUUGGUGCUGGUGGUGCUAGUGCCGCAAUUGGUGCUGCUGGUGUAGCUGGUACUGCUGGUGCUGCUGCUGGUGGUACAGGUGUUUCAGGUGCUACUGCUGGUGAUGCUGGUGUUUCAGGUGCAGCUGCUGGUGGUGCUGGUGCUGCUAGUGCUGCUGGUGAUGCUGCCGGUCUUGCUGGUACUGCUGGUGCUACUGGUGCUGGUGGUAUUGGUGGUGGUGGUGCUGCUGCUGCUGGUGCUGCUAGUGGUGCCGCAGGUGUUGCUGGUGCUGCUAGUAAUGCUGCUGGUAUUUCUGGUGCUCCUGGUGCUACUGGUGCUGGUGGAAUUGGUGGUGGUGGUGGUGCUACUAAUGGUGCUGCUGGUACUGCUGAUGCUGCUGGUGCUACUGGUGCUGGUAGUGGUGGUGGUGGUGCUGCUGGUGGUGCUGCUGGUAUUGCUGAUGCUGCUGGUGCUACUGGUGCUGGUGUUAUUGGUGGUGGUGGUGGUGCUGCUGCUGGUGGAGGUGACGUUGGUGCUUGUAGUGUUGCAGGUGCUGCUGGUAGUGCUGCUGGUACUGCUGAUGCUGCUGGUGCUACUGGUGCUGGUGGUGGUGGUGGUGGUAGAGUGGAUAGUGUUGCAAAUUUUGUUGAAAAAUAUGUAUGUGCUCUGUUCUGCAAGUAA
Molecule: messenger RNA, 882 nt
Organism: Odontomachus brunneus
Lineage: Eukaryota; Metazoa; Arthropoda; Insecta; Hymenoptera; Formicidae
Product: WAG22 antigen-like
Exons: 5
Coding region: 1-882 (293 amino acids)
Source: RefSeq, a predicted model, not a curated record